AUGGAGGUUGAAACACAGAUAAUAGUAGUGGCGAGCGUUCUCUCCGCGGCAUGGCUGGUGCUCCUCAUCGUGGUAAUAGUCUUGUUCACCCAGCUCAACAGCCUCAAGAAGAAACUGGCUGAUAUGCAAAACUCCUCACGGAUAAAAGUGCAGAAGCUGAAAAUGAACAAUGACAAGAACCACUCCUUCCACAAUCCAGCGUUGUCUCCAGAUGAGGAACUGUCCCGGCGUGGAUACUCCAUGUACAUGGGACAAGAUACUCAAUCCGAUGUGGAGAAUGGACGUAUUGAAAGACAUCCAGAGAGACAUCAGGAACGUCAGACGGGUGGGCAGUUCGUAGAAGAACUGAUGCAUGAGCUGGACAACCGGCAGUCGCGGCAGCAAUCCACCGCCCCUCCCUUCCUGCUGCACAGCAUCCAGGAGAGCAAGAAGAACAGGAACCAUAUUGCCAAUGGUUCAGCCAGGCAGAGUGAAACCAACCCUAACUUUAUAUAUUGA
Messenger RNA from Arctia plantaginis, 498 nucleotides. NCBI's taxonomy places the organism in Eukaryota, Metazoa, Arthropoda, Insecta, Lepidoptera, Erebidae. The record is from the annotation of a GenBank genome assembly.